Molecule: messenger RNA, 4620 nt
Organism: Linum trigynum
Lineage: Eukaryota; Viridiplantae; Streptophyta; Magnoliopsida; Malpighiales; Linaceae
Source: the annotation of a GenBank genome assembly
ACUUGGAUCCAACAUAUAGUGAAAAUUCAUACACUAAUAUAACAUCAAUAUUCAAAUAUUCAAUUUAGAAUUCCAAAAUAUAAGGUUAGACGAAAAGGAAAACAGGAAAAUAUGCGCAUUUCACAAAUUGAAGGAAAAAAUCGACAUUGUGUGACCUGACUUCCAACCAGAUAACCUAGCAACGGGUUGACCCGGGUGGGUGUGUGCGACUCGUUUUUUUUCUCACCGAAUCAGGAUAAAAUUGGUCAACCGACGAGUCGGCAACCUUGGCCCAAAAGGAACCAACAAACCCGAGAAAAAGCUCCGAGACUCCUUGGGCCGAAAGAAAGCGAACUCAUAAAGGCAGGGAGGCCCGAGAAGGAUGGCCCAAGAAUCAAAAGGCCCAGUUGCGAAAGAAACAGGCACGCUGGUCUGGUCUGCUUCUGGCUUUUUUUUGCUUUAUCGGUUGCUUGGCUUAAUGGCUUCCUUCCAUUUCCAUCUUCCUCUCGCAGAAGAAGAAAGACAAAUAAAUAUGUACACAGUAGAACCAAGAAAUAUAAACAUGCAAAAUCCAACACAAAACGGAGCCAUCGAACAACCAUAAAAAAGGCCAGAGCGAGGGAGAAUCAGGGAAGAGAGAGAGAGAGAGAGAGAGAUUGAGGAGAGAGAGCGGACUCAGAAGAAGGAAAAAAGUGGAGAAAAUUUGACAAAUUACACAGAGAAGAAACGAAACAAAAAAACGAAGUCGAUCUGCUCCGCCACCGCCUCCUCCUCCUCCGCCCUCGAUCUUCGCCGGCGCCUGAGGUCCGUUUUCCUGCUUCCCUUCCCUUCCCUUCCUCCCCCAAAACCAACAAAAAAUUUCGUACUUCUUCUUCUCGUUCAACUAGUUUAUUCGAACUUUCACCUGAAUGUCAAGCCCUAUUUCGCGUAUUCCAUUUAUCUACUUCCUCCCCUCCCGCCCCAUGGUUCCUAGCAGCUGAUAUAGCCUCUCCAGCUCCCUUCUCACUGAUUCUUAUCGUCAUCUAUCAGUAGAGCAUGCACGAGUUUCUCGUUCGCUUUGUAGCGGCGUUUAUGUAAGCCGCGCUCAAUUUUGAAUGCCGCGCCCUAUUUGGUUUACUGAAUCGGGUCACUGUAAGGAGCCCUAAUUCGGCUGCCAAUUUUUGCUGCCCAUCUCACCCUCCCUUUUAGUUUUAGUUUAUCUGUUUGACCUCGAGCUCUCUAUUUGUAAUUCUUUAGAGGUUUGAUUGUUUUUGGUGUUGUUAGAGUGAAAGACGUUUUGGGUCUAGUGAAAGAGUUUUAAUUUGAUGCAUUCGUUUCUUCCGUUACCCGUGCUUUAACAGGCAAUUUGAUGGUUGAAUGGUAGUUGUGGAUUCUUGGAUAUGGGUUUUGAGUUUUUGAACUUUUAUGGGAUAUUGAUUUAGUAUCUGUGCAAAUACAGCUCGAAUCUGGGUGGUGAUGGCUGUUCAAGCACCUCCGAGGCCAGUCAUGGAUGAUAUGGAUGAUGAUGAUGCCCCAAUAGUUUUUAGGAGGGGUGGCAACUCAGCAUCUAGGCAAAGCCAAUUAAAUGCUGAAGCUAAGAAGAUGCCGUCUUCAUCUCAAAAUGCCAAUGGCCAAAGCUCAAAUGGGCAGAGGAAUAAAGCUCCAGUUGCUUCUUCCAGGUCACCCCCGGUUAAGUCUCCCAUAGGGAGCCCUAGAGCCUCAACUUCUUCUAUAAAGGCUUCUCCCUUGCGGUCUCCUGUAACAAAUUCUAAAUCGCUAAUGUCCUCGGAGACAAGGCAAAUGCCUAAGCAGAAUGCUUCGCCUGCUGUCAAGGUGGAGGUUAAGUCUGUCAAAUCUGAGAACAAGGCUCAGGUCGAUGAUGAGGAUUCUGAGGAUGAUAAGCCCUUGAAUUUCAGAUUGAAGGGAGCUGCCAACAAUGCUAAGAAAGAAGUUGGUGGUCCCAGUCAUGUGAAAAAGGAAGACUCUGAUGAUGAUGAUGAUCUCCCUUUGGCCUCUAGGAUGUCAGCUAAACCUAACCAUUCGAGUGAAAAGAAACCUUUAGCAUCAAAACUUCAGCAGAAUGGCAGCUCAACUUCGAAUGUGAACAAGAUGAAAACUCCGGUUGUGCCAAACAAGAGGCCUAUGGAGAAGAGUAGUUCUUCGCAACAAUCCUCUGUAAAAAAGCCAAAGCUUUCUGUUCCGUCUUCCACCACACAAGUCAAACCUACGGCAGUUAAAGCAGAGGUGAAGGCUGACGAUGAUGACGAUCUUCCGAUCUCCCACAGGAUCAAGAAGGCAACGAUGUCAGAAAGAAAACCAUCGUCUGCAAACCCAAAAGCAACCAAAGUGGUCUCUUCUUCGUUCAAGAAGGCCAAUAUGAAGAACGCAAAACAAAUGAAAAAUUCGAAGUUUAUCAAGUCAACAAAAGUCCAACCGGGUUCUACUGAUGGCCAGAGAAAAUGGACUACCUUGGUUCACAACGGUGUAAUUUUUCCUCCUCCAUACCAGCCUCAUGGGAUUAAGAUACUUUACAAGGGGAAGCCAGUUGAUUUAACUCCUGAACAAGAAGAGGUUGCCACUAUGUUUGCGGUGAUGAAAGAUACCGACUACAUGCAAAAACCAAAGUUCCUUGAUAACUUCUGGAAUGAUUGGCGUAGGAUACUAGGGAGGAACCAUGUAAUACAGAAGUUGGAUGAUUGUGAUUUUUCACCAAUAUAUGAUUGGCAUCAGCAGGAGAAAGAGAAGAAAAAACAAAUGAGUACAGAAGAGAAGAAGGCGGUCAAAGAACAAAAAUUGCAGCAAGAAGAGAAGUAUAUGUGGGCUAUAGUGGAUGGUGUUAAGGAAAAAGUUGGGAACUUUAGAGUCGAGCCCCCUGGUUUGUUUCGAGGCCGUGGAGAGCAUCCUAAGAUGGGAAAGCUCAAGAGACGCAUUAGACCUAGGGAUAUCACCAUAAACAUAGGGAAGGAUGCUCCUGUUCCAGAAUGUCCAAUUGCUGGUGAAAGCUGGAAAGAGAUAAAACAUGAUAACACCGUUACAUGGUUGGCUUUCUGGAAUGAUCCUAUCAACCCCAAAGAAUUCAAGUAUGUGUUCUUGGCAGCCAGCAGUUCGUUAAAAGGGCAAAGUGACAAGGAGAAAUAUGAGAAGGCUAGGAUGCUGAAGGACUACAUACACAACAUCAGGGCAGCUUACACGAGGGAUUUCAAUAGUAAGGAUAUUGUAAAACAACAAAUAGCAGUUGCUACCUAUCUUAUUGAUAAGCUAGCUCUAAGGGCGGGUAAUGAGAAGGAUGGUGAAGAAGAAGCUGAUACUGUCGGUUGCUGUACGUUAAAAGUAUCCAACGUAGAGUGCAUCCCUCCCAAUAUGAUAAAGUUUGACUUUCUUGGUAAAGAUUCAAUUCGUUAUGAGAACACGGUUGAAGUUGAGCUUCCUGUGUUCAAAGCAAUUGGGAAGUUCCAAGCUGGAAAAGGGGAAAAUGAUCUCCUUUUCGACGAGCUGGAUACAAGUAAACUGAAUGCCCACUUGAAGGAACUCAUGCCUGGGCUUACAGCAAAAGUGUUCCGUACCUAUAAUGCUUCAAUCACAUUGGAUCAACAAUUGUAUGAAGAAACAGAAGAUGGUGAUGUUGCAGAGAAGGUUGUUGUUUAUCAAAAAGCAAACAAGCAGGUAGCAAUCAUCUGCAAUCAUCAGCGUACUGUCUCAAAGACUCACGAUUCGCAAAUGUUGAGGUUGACUGAGAGGAUUGAGACUGCCAAGCAAGAACUGAAAGAGCUGAAAAUUGAUUUGGAGAGGGCCAAGAAGGGAAAGUCACCUCUCAAGGGAGCAGAUGGAAAGCAAAAGAGGAACUUGAGUCCCGAAGCCAUAGCGAAAAAGAUAGCAUCUGCCAACCAAAAGAUUGAGAAGUACGAAAUGGAUAUGACGACAAAAGAGGAUCUGAAAACCGUGGCACUCGGCACCUCCAAAAUCAACUACCUGGAUCCUAGGAUCACAGUUGCAUGGUGCAAGAGGCAUGAAGUUCCCAUUGAGAAGAUAUUCAACAAGUCGCUUCUGGCAAAGUUUGCCUGGGCAAUGGAUGUUGAACCCCAGUUCAGAUUCUGAUGGAAGGGAAAAUCUGGGAAGUGGUGCUCACACAACCCUCCCACUUGCAAAAAGAGCAGCAUAAAAUUGAAAAAUUACCCAGAAAAUGAAACAAGGAGAAGAAGAGAAAGGACCAAUCAAUCCAGCUUCUUUUGAUGAUCCAUUACAGCUUUUCAAUUCACAAUUUUUUUAAUCAAUUUCUUUUCUCAUUUGGGUCUCCCAGUUUUAACUCUGAGCUGCUGGGAAAGGUCGAUGCUGUAUGUUCAAUGUUCUAAUCUAAUCAUCGAGUACUUGCUUACAUAUUUGCUGCCAUUGUCCCUGCCCACUUCUUGCUUCCCUUUUCUUCUUCACCAAUUCCAUGAAUUGGAUGCCUGUCUUGUAGCAGCAAGCAACCCUUUCUUCUUCUUCUUCUUCCAGAGUUUGAUGUAAAGGAAUGGCCGGAAGUAAGGACUAUGAAAUAGGUGCUGCUAAACUGCAGAGGAAUUCUGAUGAAUGCUUGAUUAUGUAUUUUAUGAGGACAUUGUUAUGGUUGUCUGUCUCAGAUUUACUAACAGUUUAUAGACAGGAAAAUCAAAGCCUGCCAAACUA